AUGUCAUCUUCAUUAGCCUUACCACCUCUUAAACCUCUCAACGGAAUGACCAUAAAUACACCAUCGCCUACGGCCGGUCCAUCGAUUACCAAACGCAAAUCACCCACGCCCCCUCCACCCGCGGAGGAAGAAGAGGACGAGGAGAAUGAGAGUGAAGAUGAGAAGAAGAAAGGAUCAGGAGCUGGUGCAGGAGGAAAGAAAAAGAAGGAUCAGAAAGAGAAGGGGAGCGAAUAUAAAUAUACGAGUGAGAUCAGUCAGAUGAUGUUCGUGUUUGGUGAAGUCCAGGAUCCGUUGCCAGAGACAGUCAGAUUGGUGGAAGAUAUAGUCAGAGGACAGAUAAUAGAGAUUGUCACUCGAGCCCGUCUUCUUACCCACCUCCGCUCAUCCCGUUUCCUCUCCGCCGAAGACCUCAUAUUCCUCAUCCGAGACGACCGAGGGAAGGUGAACAGGCUGAGGACGUAUCUCUCAUGGAAAGAUGUAAGAAAACGAGCGAAAGAGGACGAAGAGAGAGGUGGAGAUGUAGAGUUGGAAGUGGAAGGCGCAGAUGACAAAGCGGCUGCAAAAGGUCGAAAAACAAUGAUGAAACUCCCCUGGGAAUUGCUCACUCCAUUCUCCGAUUAUCUCCGUACCCUCCCAAGCAAGCAGAACAGGGACGAUGAUGAGGAAGAGGACGAAGACGAGAUACAGGCUCACCAAGAUAGUAUGCAACGUCUUAGGGACGCUGACGAGAUAACAAAGAAGAUGACAAAGGAUGAGUAUGUACAUUAUUCGGAUUGUCGUCAAGCGAGCUUCACGUAUAGGAAAGCGCGACGAUUCCGAGAAUUCGUCAACUUCUCAGCCUACCUCGACGUCAAACCCAAUGACGAUAUCAUCGACAUCCUCGGUUUCCUUUCCUUCGAGAUGGUUAGAUCAUUAUGUGUUACCGCAUUGGAAUUGAGAGAAAGUCUGGAAUUGACCAAACCUCAAUCGGAGAGGAACACCUCGCCUGUCAAGAGGAAAUCGACCAACGAAACUUCACCUAGUAACAGUAAGAAGUUGAAACUGGACGAUGGUAGUGAAAAUAAGAAGACUACAUCCAAUCAACCUAUAUCGUUAUUCGCUCCUCCCCCUUCGGCACGACAGCCUCUCCUCCCUGGGCAUAUACUCGAGGCGUUCGCUCAGAUACAAAGGACAGAGGCGGCCAGUAGAGUAGGUGGGAUGAGGAAUUUCAAGAGUGGGUUGGGUAAAGGUAGAUUGGCUUUGGUAUAG
Molecule: messenger RNA, 1248 nt
Organism: Kwoniella botswanensis
Lineage: Eukaryota; Fungi; Basidiomycota; Tremellomycetes; Tremellales; Cryptococcaceae
Exons: 6
Coding region: 1-1248 (415 amino acids)
Biological process (GO): transcription by RNA polymerase II
Cellular component (GO): SAGA complex
Molecular function (GO): transcription coregulator activity; protein heterodimerization activity
Source: RefSeq, a predicted model, not a curated record